Myzus persicae (green peach aphid) is the source of this 1588-nucleotide messenger RNA. RefSeq names its product repressed by EFG1 protein 1-like. Bases 1 to 918 code for a protein of 305 amino acids. Lineage: Eukaryota; Metazoa; Arthropoda; Insecta; Hemiptera; Aphididae. The transcript has 5 exons. The record is from RefSeq and is a predicted model, not a curated record.
AUGAACAUUCGUGGGGCGGCUGGUGGGGGUGGCAGCGGAGACGGUUCCGGUUCACCUACCGAUGCCGGAUACUCGGCCGCCCUGGUGGACGUUGGCCGGAAAAUGUUGGCAAUGGAUGCACUGCGGCUGCGACCGAUCAGGACCACGGGGCCGUCGCCGGUCGCGCACAACGGCCGCUACUGGACGCCGGACCGACGCAGGGACAAUGCGGAAACGGUCAGGUACAUCCGGGCUCUGGUGCAGACUUGUGAGGCCAUCAAGCCGUGGACCGCUGCUGGUAACCAAAUGUCUUCGGGACCGCAGACCCGAACCAAGGUAACGAUGGACCAAUUGCCGAAGAUAAUGCAAAAGGUACUCGGAAACAAAAUCCGGAGCAACAGGGACCACAAGUUCGUCAACUACUGGACGCCCAGUGAUUUCGUCAAAGACUGUUUGUUUUGGCAUAACUUCUACAGGCACUUUCAUAGGUCGACCGAGUUGGUCUUGAGUCCACACUUAUGCGAAGAAGCGCAGAACUGGGCCAAUCAUUUGGCACACACGGAAACGUUCGCCUAUCAGAACAAAAUCAAUUACGGACAGAAUCUGUUUUGCCGGAAACCGACGAGCACCACCGAAAUCGAAGGAAAGGACGUUGUCCGUGAAUGGUAUUCGUCUUCGAGAGCUUACAAGCCGAGAAAAAAUCCGAAAAUGUACUCGGCCAACAUCAAUUCAGGUCCUUUCACCCAACUCGUGUGGUCGAACACGAAAGAGUUGGGCGUCGGAAAAGCGUGCAGUCGAUCUGGUCGGAUAAUCGUCGUGGCCAAUUACCUGCCGAAAGGAAACGUCAACGGACAGUAUGUCAAUAACGUGCACAUGAACCAAUACUUUUUGCCGGCAAAUAAGAAGAAAUUAGAAUUCAUUGCCAGACUCGGAGAAUAGAGACGCCGCAGCGACUCCCACAGACUAUAUUAUUAUUAUAAUAUUAUGCUCAAAUACCGUUUAAAUGUCACAAAAAAAAAAUUAUAAUAUGAAACAUUAUAAACAUCAUCGACCACUUUGUUCGAAUACAUUAUAAGCACAGUGUAAUUAUGGUUUCGUGAGUUUUCGCAGUAAAUUAUAGCAGCCAUUUUUUUUUUUUAUGAUUAUUUAUGUUUACGACGUAUAUCUAAUCAAUCGGAGGACCCGACACGGUAUUACUUCAUAAUCGAUUCCAUACAAUAUAGUAUUAUCAUAAUAAUAUUAUACGACUGAUCGAUACGCAUUGAGUAUUAUUAUAAUAUUAUUUAAGUUGCAUAAAAUACAUUGGUAACCGACUGCAGUUGUAUUCUUAAGUCUUAAUAAAUAUUAUUGUACCGAACGUGGCUCUUAAUAAUUCGUUUUAUGUAAUUUAAUUUAUUAUCAUGUUACGCCAUGAUCGUUUAAUAUAAAAUAUUAUACUUAUUAUAAGUAUGACAUUUUUUUGGAAAUUCCGUUUCCAGCAGGAACUCAGGCACCAUCACAUUUUCUUGGAACGAAUCAAAUUAAUUGGACGUAAUGUUCGUAUUAAUUUUAUAUUCUUGUACAAAUUUCAAUAAAUACCAAAUAUAUAAUUCAAAACACGAAUUUUUAA